AUGUGGUCAACACGCUUCACGACUGCCCCACCUACAUCUACUUCAGCAUCCUCGAAUGGCACACGCCGCCCUCCAUACCUUGAUACAGCUGCAAACCAAUCUCACAGGCCGCCUUUCAAUUCGCGAUCUUCCUCUCUGAAUGUCUUAGCAAAAGGCAAUACCUCAACUUCAAGUUUGAGUUCUGCGCGCUUCGCCUCCGGCAGUGGUUUGAAACAGGAGAUUACAGCUGCGCCUAAUGCCAAAGAUCCACCUCUAGUUUUACACGAGAUCGUCCGAGGCUCUACCGGGCACGAGGUACAUUCCUGGCAAAGUAGGCUUGCUGAGCGUCCAGAUGGUCUAGUGGUGAAUGUAGACUUUGGAUCUGUCACCUUAGAGCACUUCUACUCUGAUCUCUCAAGGGAGAAAUCCGAACCGCAAGAAGGUGAAGGAAGUUUAGCACAUACAGAUAGAGAAUGUGAGUGCAGUUGCGAUUCUGUCUUGAGAUCGAUUGAGCUUUCUCUAGCAAGCUUUCAGAAGGACUUAGGCAAUGUCUCUACAGAUAUUGAAACCCUUCAGAGCAGGUCUACCACUUUGACCGAGCAAUUGGCCAAUCGUCAAAAUGUUGAAAAAUUGCUUGGGCCCGCAGUUGAGGAAGCAUCUAUACCGCCCUCAACUAUAAAGAAGCUUUCUGAAGGUGACAUCGAUAAAGAUUGGAUUGCUGCGUUAGCGAUUUUGGACAAUCGAUUGAAUAAUAUCGAUCACCUUUUGAGGGACUCGAGUGAAGACCUGGUAGCAUCUGAUCUCAAGCCACUUCUUGAUAACUUGACGAACAUUGUCAGCAAGUUCGACCUCAAUGCCCUCGAUCGUAUACGAAACUUCUUCGUCUCGCAGAUUCGAGCCCUCCGAUCAACAAAUAUAAACGCCCAAGUGAUACAACAACGUGCUUUCUUGUCUUACAAGGAGCUUUUUGCUUUCUUACAUAGCCAUCACCACCAACUAGCAGAUGAGAUCACUCAGGCUUAUGGCUACACCAUGCGUUGGUACUAUCUUAGCAACUUCACCCGAUAUAUGCAGGCCAUGCAGAAAAUACCCACUUAUGCUAUUGAUAAGUCUGAUGCUCUGGGAGCGGAGCAAUCACUUCCAAGAGGUCCGGUCACGGGCUCAACGAACCCACCCAAAGCGCCUAAUGCCCUAUCAGUAGGUCGUCGAUCGAACAUCUUGAACCGUCUUGAUGACGCGGUGUUGCCGUUUCACGUUGCCGCUGAAGCCAAAUCACCGGCGUAUAUAGAGUCGCCCUUUCACGCUUUUACUGCUGCAAUAUCUGACAACGCAUCUGCAGAAUACAUGUUUCUCACUUCAUUCUUCCCUUCAUUGUCAUUUUCCGCUCUCUCUCGGACAUUCUCCAGCAUUUUUGGUCCAACGUUCGACCUCAGCUACUCUUUCACAAAGCAACUCGUGAGCGAAUCUUUCGACUGCCUAGGUCUACUGCUCUGCGUCCGCAUAACUCAACACUUUGCCUUCUCUCUUCAGCGCCGGAGAUGUCCCGUCGCAGAGGGAUGGAUUAAUGGAACGAAUAUGCUCUUGUGGCCGAGGUUCCAGCUGGGCAUGGAUAUACAAAUCGAUUCCGUCAAGCGAGCUACAAGUAGCCUUUCAAGCACGAGGCCCACAUUAUCCCUAUCCCUAAACAAAGUGGAUGAUGGGAAGGCAAACACUGCUCCUCACCCCCUUGUGCAGCGCUUUGGUCAAUUGCUUCAAGGACUAUUGACCCUGAGCAACGACAACCGAGAGGUAAGCAGUAUAUUGCCCUCUAAUCAAGCACGCGAAACAACGGCAACAAAGUCGGACGUGGAGCCAACCGGGCGCUCGCUGCAGCGACUGAGAAGCGAGGUUGAGAUGUUCCUAGCCAGGGCGUGCAAAGGUUUCAAUCCAGCCAAGCGGUCUAAAUUCUUAGACAACAAUUACAGCUUGAUCCUGACCAUAAUUGAGGACACCAAUGGAUCUCUUGCGACGGAGCAGAGGGAGUGGCUAGAAGAGAGGAGGACUCUACUUGGUGCGGACUGA
Messenger RNA from Bacidia gigantensis, 2040 nucleotides. RefSeq lists its product as uncharacterized. Lineage: Eukaryota; Fungi; Ascomycota; Lecanoromycetes; Lecanorales; Ramalinaceae. Gene Ontology annotation, cellular component: GARP complex. The coding region runs from base 1 to 2040 and encodes 679 amino acids. The transcript has 4 exons. Gene Ontology annotation, molecular function: syntaxin binding. The record is from RefSeq and is a predicted model, not a curated record. Gene Ontology annotation, biological process: Golgi to vacuole transport; endocytic recycling; retrograde transport, endosome to Golgi.